Colletotrichum aenigma is the source of this 996-nucleotide messenger RNA. RefSeq names its product Glutathione S-transferase omega-like 2 (gene gto2-1). The transcript is spliced from 7 exons. The coding region runs from base 1 to 996 and encodes 331 amino acids. The record is from RefSeq and is a predicted model, not a curated record. Gene Ontology annotation, molecular function: glutathione transferase activity. NCBI's taxonomy places the organism in Eukaryota, Fungi, Ascomycota, Sordariomycetes, Glomerellales, Glomerellaceae. Gene Ontology annotation, cellular component: cytoplasm.
AUGGCCAGCAAGAUCACCGAGUGGGUUAAGUCCGGCGACAAGUCCGGCGAGUUCAAGCGUCAGCAAAGCUCGUUCCGUGACUCGAUCUCCCGGGAGAAAGGCGUCAAGUUUCAAGCUGAGAAGGGCCGCUAUCAUCUCUAUGUCAGCUAUGCUUGUCCUUGGGCCUGCCGUACCUUGAUCACCCGCCAGCUCAAGGGUCUAGAGGACAUCAUCAGCUACUCCGUUGUCCACUGGCACCUAGGAGAGAAAGGAUGGCGCUUCGUCACCAAGGGCGAGCAAGAGAGCGUCCCCGGUGACAAUGUCGUCCCAGACCCCAUCCAGGGCCACGAGAAUUUCACGCACCUCCGCGACGUUUACUUCGAGUCAGAGCCCAAUUACGAGGGCCGCUUCACUGUCCCGGUGCUGUAUGACAAGAAGCUUAAGACCAUCGUUAGCAACGAAAGCAGCGAGAUCAUCCGCAUGCUCUACACCGAGUUUGAUGACCUCGUGGACGAAAAGUACCGUCGAGUCGACCUCUACCCUGAGACUCUCCGCACCCAGAUUGACGAGACAAACGAGUGGACGUACGACAAGAUCAACAACGGCGUCUACAAGUCUGGUUUCGCCACGACGCAGGAGGCAUAUGAACGCAACGUCGUCGCUCUUUUCAAGGCUCUCGACAAAGCCGAGGCGCACCUCAAGUCGACAUAUAGCGAGGGCCCAUUUUACUUUGGAAAGGUUACCACUGAAGCGGAUAUCAGACUCUUUGUCACCAUUAUUCGAUUCGAUACGAACAUACGCGAUAUCCGUUCUGGAUACCCUUUCCUUCACAGGUGGAUGCGUAAUCUCUACUGGAAUGUCCAAGCCUUCCGCGACACGACCCAGUUCGAGCAUAUCAAGUGGCACUACACCAAGAGCCACACUCAUAUCAACCCUUUCUCCAUCACUCCAGUCGGUCCUUUGCCUGAUGUUCUCCCCCUCGACGAGGAGGUUCCGGCAGUCAGCACAAAACUGUAA